This is a messenger RNA of Caenorhabditis briggsae, 723 nucleotides long. The record is from RefSeq and is a predicted model, not a curated record. Bases 1 to 723 code for a protein of 240 amino acids. NCBI's taxonomy places the organism in Eukaryota, Metazoa, Nematoda, Chromadorea, Rhabditida, Rhabditidae. The transcript has 6 exons.
AUGAUGCCAACCCUACUGAAAACUUUCCUUUUCUUUCAACUUUUCGCUUGCAUCUACACAAAUUACAAUGCAUUUUUCGCGUUGAUGGUUACGAACCCUACAGUUGUUCAACAGGUGAACCAAAUCGAAACGAAUCUUACAAAAACAAAUGCGCAAUUUGUCAAAUUUGUGCACAACACUUCAUAUCUCCAUAUCAGACUUAACACAAUCGAGCUGAAUGAAACCACACUGCCUUUGAUUCAAAAUUUUCUGAAAGAUCUUCCAAAAGCAAUUUGCAAUGUUUCCUACUCGGUUCCUGCAUUAUUUGAAGGAACAGCAGUAAAAGCUAACACAACACUUCAUGGAAAAGUGAAUGCAAUGUCAAGCACAGUGAUUUCAUCCGUUCAUCAGAAAAUCUACUCAUUGUUAAACGGCACUGGAAUCCCAUCGAUUGAUGAGCAUGUUAUUUUUCAUCCAAAAAUGGAUAUUGUGGAACUGGACGACAGAAAACAUGAAGAUUUGUUGCAGAUUAUGUUCAAUCGCACAGGAGACUUCAAAUUAAACACUGGAGAUUUUAUAAAAGAAAUCGUCUUGUUCAAUGCAACACCGUCUGGAGCAUUCCACGAUGUAAUCGGAAGAGCUCCAUUGGCUCCUUGCUCUAAUUUCACAGUUUUCAAACCAGAACUUCUUUCUAAUCGAGUUCCAAUCUUCACUAAUAUUGAUGACCUGGAUUUCAAGAAAUGA